AAUACAUAGAAUUUAACUAAACAAAAAACACAGAAAAAAUCUGAACAGUCACAACAAGUUCAUGAUCAGAGGCAAUUUUACCUCGUGAUGAUGGAAGAAGAAGAAGAAGGUGACCUAGGUAAAGAGAAUGAUGUAAAAAAUGUUGAAUUUGAUGUUUCAGUUUCAGACCCAAAAGGGAAAAAUGUUGUUUUGGAUUCUGAAACUGAGAAGAAUGGAAUUGGAGAUGAGGGGGAUGUGGAAGUAGAUAUAAUUGGGAAUUCUGGGUUCAAGGGUGUGGAGAAUAGUUGUAUGGAACUUGCUGUGGUUGAGAGUUCGAGUAACAGCUCGUUUGGGGAUGCGUGUGCUGGUUCGGAGUUAACUGAUUCUGAUGAGGCGGAAUCGUCGAUGCGUGAGGAACGGAGUAAGGGGUUGCCUCGAUUGAGAAAGAAAAAAAUGACCGAUCAUUGGAAGAAGUUCAUCCAUCCUUUAAAGCGGCGAUGUAAAUGGUUAGAGACGCAAUUGAGGAUACUUGACUCUCAAGCAAAGAAAUACGAAGAAGCAAUUGCGGCAUAUGAUCAACAAAAACAACUUCGAUUUUUGUUGCCUGCAGGAGAUGAUUCGUAUAUCAAGUCGGUACCUAGAUCUGACGGAAUUCAAAGGAAUGAAGUCAUGAUGAGAAAGAAAAGAAAGAGAGUUGAAGAAUGUGAUUUAUCAUCAUAUAUGUCUAACCAUUGCUUAUUCUCUUACUACGAGAAUAAGAACCGUGGUCAUGAUGUUCCCGUAGAAGAUUCUCGUAACGAUGUCAUGAGUUGUAAUGCUGAGGAGUUCAAGUUGAAUGAUACGCGGCCUUCUGUAGAUCAUCGUACAGAUACUGAUAAAUCCUUCCUUGAGUUCAUUGAAAAGAUUGAAGAGUUGUCGUCACAAGUUGAGAACUUGAAAGCUCGGAUUAAUACUGUCAUGAAUAAAAAUCCAGGAAAGUUGAAUUCUAUAACUCAAUCGAACAGAAUUAGGCCAUCUCAACGUAACUCUGAGUUACGUGCACAAGAUCAACCUUUGACGGAUAAUCCAUUAUCAACUUCUGAAGGGAUAACUCCUUCCAUGGAAGCUGCCAAUACGACUCAGUUUGAGGUUCCAGGGGAAGUCAAAGAGGAAUCCAAGGAGUUAGUUCAGGAGCAAAAACCUGUUUCUCCAGCUCAAGCUUUAGACUCUGACAUGGUCACUGAGAAUGUUGUACCGAACGAUCGUUCUUUUAAACCGUGUUCAUCAUCAAGGUCGCCUUUCCCGAAGAACACAAGAACGGCAAGGAAGAGAUCUAGCUCUUAGAGUUUGGAGAUGAUUGGUGGCAUUGUAUAUACAAUGAUUGUUUCUUCAAGAGCUUGUGGAUGGAUUCCAUGAGUUCAAGAAAUGAGUUCAUUUUAUACUGUGUGAAUAUGAAGAACAUGUUCUUUGUUCAAGAAUGCUGUUAUUUUUACUUUUCAGAGAAAUUUUAUUUAAAGGAAUAUUGUUUCUUAAUGUACUUUGGGAUUAUUACUUCAAUAAUUGAAUGAAUACUUUAUUUUUUA
Vicia villosa (hairy vetch) is the source of this 1541-nucleotide messenger RNA. RefSeq lists its product as uncharacterized. Bases 88 to 1302 code for a protein of 404 amino acids. NCBI's taxonomy places the organism in Eukaryota, Viridiplantae, Streptophyta, Magnoliopsida, Fabales, Fabaceae. The record is from RefSeq and is a predicted model, not a curated record. The transcript is spliced from 5 exons.